Molecule: messenger RNA, 1911 nt
Organism: Spodoptera littoralis (African cotton leafworm)
Lineage: Eukaryota; Metazoa; Arthropoda; Insecta; Lepidoptera; Noctuidae
Source: the annotation of a GenBank genome assembly
AUGAAAGUGUGCGCUUGUGUUCUGCUGUUCACGAUAUUCGCUCUCAUCACAACGAGCUCUCAAGAUACUAACAAAGACUUAAAACUAAAAAAAGCAAUCCAUGACAAACUCCAUGCCAAGGAAGAAAGAAAACUCAACAUCGCCAAAGACCUUCUAGCAAAGACUAAAGCACUAAGUAAGGUACCUAGGUUCCAGGUCACAACACCAAGAGUAGUAACCUUCACUGGAUUCAUAAUACAAGCGAUUAAUAUAAUCAAUACUUAUGAUGAUAUCACCUUCGGAGACUUUAUCGACACUUUAAAUGAAGAAGUUAAAAACUAUCACUACAGAGGAUGUAAAUUCUCUGAGCUAACCAAACACCAUGAUACUAGAAGGAUGUUGCAAACUAAAUUGAACUUGAUCAGUGGUAAACCGGUCUCUGAAACGAAAGCUAAUAUAAAUGCUGUAGCUGAUAUACUUAGAGACGAGAGAUAUGACAAGAAAGUCAAAGAUUUCGUUGAUUAUAUCAAUUCCUUGUACGGACCAGAAACGGUAGAGAAAUUCGAAAAGAUUUUAAAUGAAUUGCAAUAUUACAACAAGCCGAAAACUAGAAGAAUGGACGAUAAUAUGGCAGAAGUUAUAAAGGAUGCGCUGAAGGCGUUAAUAUUCGACUACUAUACACAUUUACAUGUAAACGCUAAAAUAGAACUGAAAGAAAGAAUACAGAAUAUUUGGAAUCAAAUGAAAGGAACACAAACUUCAACUUUCAACACAAAACAGUUUCAUGUGUCACCUCCUACUACUAACUUUUACAUAUCAGAGACAGAAGAUAAAGAAUCCAGCAAUGAUUUAGAAGUAGUAACUAGUGUUGAAGCAAGAGCUAAUAAAAAUGAAAAUACAGAUCCGGAGUCAGAAAAAGUUUUAGACUCUUCUUCUAAUUCUAUAGAGCAGUUCCAGGAGAAACUACGUGAGUUUAAUACGCACCGUUACGUAACUUUAGUUACUGAAGGUUUCGACGAGGUACAUUCAGACGAUGAAACGGAUGAAGCCAAUCAAUUAGGAACCAAUAAUGAACCAAACCACAAAAUUAAACCACAAUCAUCUGACGAGAACUCAAAAUAUGUGAAAGGUUUAGCAAGAUAUGCAAUGAAACAUUUAAACAACCACGAUAUUAAUAAAGUAUAUGAGAUGGCCACGGGCGAAAAGAAACAUAAAUUAAAAGAUAAAAAGAAGUACAGACAAAAGAAGCAACAGUAUUCAAUUGAAGAAGAUGAAGAUAAUAUAGGAAGGACACCUCGUGAUAAUGAUAAAUACUAUGAAGCAAAGAAUAAUGAUGGGAUAGGCAAACAUUUUUCUGAUACCGAUACGUUUGGAUAUAAAAGGGCGUUUCAACCCGGUCUUUGGCGAGGAGCAAGAUAUACACAAAUAUAUCGCAGAAGUGGUAGUAGUAACACCACUACAGCAGCCAACGUAAACGAUGAUUUAGAGAGAAGAGUAAGUAAUCUAGAAAAACAAGUACAAGAAGUUAGGAAAGAAAUGAUUGUUGGACACAAAGAAGAUAAAAAUAACAAUAAAGACUCAGUUACAAUUAAAUCAAAGUACGAUUCGAAUAAUAAGCUUGAUGUUAGAACAGCUUUACCAACUGUUCAAAUGAGAGCUGAAGCAAUAAAUAAUAAUGCUAAAGAAGUAACUGCGAGAGAACCACUCGUUAUUAUAAGAAAUAGAGCAGUUGAUGAAGACACAAGUACAGCAGAUACAAGGGUAUAUGACAAUGGACAUGAAACUACAGUUUAUGAUAAAAUCAAUGCAUCUAUGACAACUAGCACAAAUCUAAGAAGACGUAAUUCUCCUAUAACUCAUCCUGCUGCGGAAUAUACUUAUAUAGAGUUGGAUCCGUUUGAUCAUACACAUGAUGAUUAUGUAAAUAAAUAG